CGGAGGCUCGCGGGAUGGAAUGAAUAGAAGUCGCUGUGCAGCGAAACUGUGCGGCUAGCACUUGUUUGUUUUGUAAGAAUGGAGAUAUUUGGCAGCGGUUUCGACGACUCGGUGUUUGAGGACAGUAGUAGAAAUAAUAAUAAUGUCUCAGUCGCCUUGUCGUCCUACGACGCCAAGUUCUGCGAGCCAAAGUGGUUCUGUCGUGACGUGACCGCGCAGGACGAGCUGGAGCAGCAGAAACACCUCAAGUUCCGCGCUGACCUGUCCUACAGACACCAGGAAUAUGAGAAAGCGCUGGAGGACUACUCCUCAUGCCUGGCUUUGGUGCCCAAGGGCAACGUGACCAUCAGGAGGGACGUCCUGGAGAGUCAGGCCAGAUGCCACUUGCACCUGGGCCAUCAGGACGCAUCUCUGGAGAUCGCCGAGACCCUUAGGAAAGAAGCAACAAACACCGGACACCUCACCUGCACCUUGAACCUGUUGCUGGCCAUCCACCAGCGCUUUGGAAAUAUGCAUGGGGAGAUAUCCGUCCUCCAGGAGUUGAUCUGCCUUCAUCCUUAUAACCCGUGGUGCUGGCAGAGGCUCGCCCAGGGUUACCUGAACUACUUCCAGUCUCUGUCUGCCUGCUCAAGGACCACCUCCCGUCACCAUGGAGACCAGCUAGAAACGAAUGGGAAUGGAAGGAAAUGCAUGGGACUGGAAUGUGGCCACGGGACGAGAGUCGAGGAAAGCCAGGAACAAUGGGAGGAGGUCUGGCUGAAGGCUACCAUGUGCUUUGUCAGAACCAGGCUCCUGGUCCGGUUUUUGCGCAGCCAGCAGUCGUCGUUUGUGCUCCAGCGCAGUGAAAGAGCCCAGCGGGAGACAGACGAGGCUCUGCAGCGCUUGGGAGCCAAGGAGACUGCACUACAUGUCAUAGCUGAGGUGAUGAGCGAGGACCUUUCCCCAGAGAGGAUGAGGGAAGACAGUCAGGACGGUGAGAGCCUGGCAGGGCUGCGCGCCUCAGAUUUCGAUGAGAGGUGGUACAAGAAGCUCCAACAAGCUGCAGCGUGGAUCAAGGACGGUGUUCGGCGGGCUCUGGACCCACAGACACGCCAGGACCCUGACUGAGCCCAUGAGACUGUGAUCUUCUCCCUUCCCACUCACUUCAGGAGGAGAUGUAAGGAUCUGUGUUUGCGAUAAACAUGAUUUUUUUUUGUUUUAUACCUCUCUUGAAUGAGGCUGUCAGGGUAAAAUAUUUUAAUAUAAAAAUGAAAUACUAAAUCUGUUCUUGUGGU
Scleropages formosus (Asian bonytongue) is the source of this 1274-nucleotide messenger RNA. RefSeq names its product chromosome 18 C8orf76 homolog (gene c18h8orf76). Lineage: Eukaryota; Metazoa; Chordata; Actinopteri; Osteoglossiformes; Osteoglossidae. The transcript has 6 exons. The record is from RefSeq and is a predicted model, not a curated record. The coding region runs from base 79 to 1107 and encodes 342 amino acids. Gene Ontology annotation, molecular function: protein binding.